CCGGGGGAGGGGCGUCGUGACGUCUUUCCGGCGAGUGGCUGGCGGCCUUCGCUCCUGCUGUUGUGUCGGCGGGCUGAGGGAGAGGGAGGCUCGGAGCCGCCGGAGCCGGAGCCGCCGCCCCAGGAGUCGCAGGCGGGCCUGAUUGAGCUACAAUAAUGUCGUUCAUCUUUGAGUGGAUCUAUAAUGGCUUCAGCAGUGUCCUGCAGUUUUUAGGACUCUACAAGAAAUCUGGAAAACUUGUGUUCUUGGGUUUGGACAACGCAGGCAAAACAACCCUUUUGCACAUGCUCAAAGAUGACAGAUUGGGCCAGCAUGUUCCAACACUACAUCCAACAUCUGAAGAACUGACAAUUGCAGGAAUGACUUUUACAACCUUUGAUCUUGGUGGACAUGAGCAAGCUCGGCGGGUUUGGAAAAACUAUUUACCAGCAAUUAAUGGAAUCGUCUUUCUGGUGGACUGUGCAGAUCAUCCUCGCCUCCUGGAAUCCAAAGUUGAACUCAAUGCACUAAUGACAGAUGAAACAAUAUCCAAUGUGCCAAUCCUUAUUUUGGGCAAUAAAAUUGACAGAUCAGAUGCCAUCAGUGAGGAAAGACUCCGGGAGAUAUUUGGGCUUUAUGGACAGACCACAGGAAAGGGAAAUGUGCCCCUGAGGGAGCUGAAUGCCCGCCCCAUGGAGGUGUUCAUGUGCAGCGUGCUCAAGAGGCAGGGUUACGGCGAGGGUUUCCGCUGGCUCUCUCAGUACAUUGACUGAUGUGGGGGCAGUGAAAAUAAAAGCCUUUUACUUCUCUGGACUGAUCCUGUUCACAGCUUCCUCGUGGACUUUUCUCUUAUGACAUGGAAAGCUCUCCGACCACAUCCUGGUGUUGGGAAAGCCAGGAGGAGCCUUGGCCAGCUCAGUGACGGCCCAGUGGUGAAACUUGUUCUUUUCUACCCUGUGGGGGGAGCGGAGCGCCCCCCUAGGGGCUGAGCAGAGCUGGCUCAUGCUCUCUGGGGCUCUCACCUGCUGGGGCGCUUUGCAGGGGAAGCUGAAAAGAACAAUUUUUCUCACCACUGUAGUCAAUAGAAAAAAAACAAUUCUAUUUUUUAAAAGAAGUGUUAUCAGUGUAAUCCGUGUCCCUUCCAACUUCUUUAGUUAACAUUCACUUGUUUAGUCCAGAGUCUAUAUUAGGGUUGGGUUUUUUUUUUUUAAUCUAUUUAAUGGCAUUUAGAUAUUUUACAAAAAUACUGAGCAAAUAUAUUUGAGACCUACAAUAAAUCUAGGUUGGGGUGUGGCUGCCUGUAGGUCACUUGGCUCUGUUGGACUGGGCAGAUUCUGGAUCAGGUGCUUUCAUGACCCAGUAGUUUUAGGGAGAUCUCAUCUUGAUGAUUGCCUUGUCUUAGAUGAUGCUGGCUUGAAGUAGUAGGAGAAGGGCAACAUCUUGGUGUUCAGUUUUGUCAACUUCCUCCAGCAGUGGAGUAGGGUCACAAUUCUUCUAUCAGAGGGGCUGAUCAUUUGCAAAAAAAUAAAAAAUAAAAAUUAGAAAAGUGCACAACAUUCAACUUGCUUAUGGUAAAAAGGUUAUAAAUUUAAGCCAGAUUCUGCUUUUAUACUUCCUUGAAUUUUCACUUCUGUCUGUAGCACUUUCUUUCCUGAUUUUCUGUUAUUAAAAAAAAAACAAACAAAAAAAAAAACUUAAUCCUCUCCAGAAAACAGUGGGACCAAAACCAAACAUUCUGCUUCAUUUCAUGUUGCAGCUGUCUUACCACUUUUGCACACAAGUUAGGGAACUAUCUUCCAAAAGCAACCAAAACAUGGAAGAGAGUAUUGACAACUUGAGAUAACCCAAUUUUCCAUUGACUAAGAACUGCAUCUGCUUGGUUAGCCAGAAAAGCUAACUUGGGUUGAACUUGGAUAUGGACUAACUUACACAAAUUGGGUUCAUAGGCUGUUCCUGAGAUUAUUUCUUUCCCACAAUUUACCCCCCUUUUCCUAUUGGAAAUCUGUUUUUGAGGGUUUAAUGUCCAUAGCUUAACCAUUCUGUCAGCUUAGCAGCUGAUCUUGAACUGGUGUCACCCACUGUCAGAAGCGAAAUGCUCUGGUAAUGUUGAAGCCAAUGGCUUCCCAUUUCUUUAAUAUCUUGUGAAACUGGGCAUCUCAACUGAUUUUUAGCUCCUUGGCAUUAGAACCAAAUUAACUGUCUCAAGACAAAACCCAUUUUUACCGAUUGUCUAAAAUGUAUUCCUACCCAACAUUGGAAGCUGCAGUGAUGUUAUUUAGCAGGGCCUAGACUAUUAGGCUGAUGAGCAGAAGGGGGGAAUGGACAAGAGGAGAGACUCUUGAGAUGGGAAGAGUUGGUAUAAUUCCAUCAGGCUUGUCAUUGUUGAUCUCAAGGUGGACAUGCUGGAGUUCUGCAGGGUCAAAUGCUGAAGCAUGUUAGUAUGGGAUGAAGGGCAGAGUCUUGCAGGACCAUAGUUUUUCUUUCCAAAGGAGGCUCCUCUUUUUAAAAAUUUUCUUGCAAUUGAUGUUAUUUCUUAAACAGCAAAUAAGUUUAUGUGAGUUUGGAAAGGGCAGAUGCCUUAAAAGCGCAAAAAAAAGCAAAUCUAGUGAUCAGUGAAUGAACCAAACAGUGGCCUUUUUUUUUUUUUUUUUUUUUUUUUUUUUUUUUUUUGCAAGAAGCUUCUCUUCUAUGUUGGAGACUCGGGAAGGGUGGUUGCUUCAGUCUCGAGCUAAUUUUUCCCUGUAGUUAGCUAGAAAGCCAUUAACCUGAUCGAGGUCAACCUUCUAUGAAAGUGGUCUAAGUUUACCACUGGAGAAAGAAGUGGUCAAAGCUCCCCCCCAGUGUAUGUACCAUUCCUCAACAGAGACUGCUGAGAGAUGUAGUCGAUGGAAGUUCAGCAUUUGAUUACAUCAAAGGUCCGGACUGCUCACAGAUCUUCCUGUGAAUGGGAUCUUCAUUGUGUUGUAUCAAGAUGUUUGCUGUUCCUCUUUCUGAAAAAGUGAAGCAAUCUUUGGCAAAAGAUGGUCAUUCUGUAUUUGAAGCAUUUUAAUAAAAAGUUAAAAAAAAAAAAAAAAAAGGCUGCCACUGAAUGAACUAGUCUAGUCUUGGUGUCUCACAUGGGCUAACCAAGGUAGCCCAAAAGACCUGGGGCACUCAAGUCAUUUAAAAAAUAAAACCCAAGUGCUUUAAGUCAGUUUGUCAACAAGUAUUAAUUUAUAAGUAUUAAAUGCCUAUCGUAUAACUGGCACAGUGCUUGGAAUAUAGACAAAACCCCCCUGAAAACCAAAGCUUUUGUACUCUCAAGAAACAUGUUCUUUUGGGAGAUAGUUAGGCUUUUAAGAGUGUACAGGAGAAAUGUAAGGUAGGAGGGCAGAACACCAGCUCUUGGGAAGGUCAGGAAAACCACAGGUUCUUGUGUAGAAGUUGAUUUCUUGAGCUGGAUCUUAUGUGACUAAGGAGAUGGAGUGUGUGUGUGUGUCUGUGGGGAACGGGGAGAAGGCAAAGGCGGAGAGAUGGGAGAUGGACUGAUGUGUGUGAAGGACUGAGAAUGUGAAAGAACAUUAAAGUGAAACAAAUCUGGAAAGUCGGGGAAAAAAUCCAAUUGUAAGAAUAGGGAGCCUCUCUGGUCCUGGGAGAAUCACAGCAGCAAUGUAGAUGCUGAACUUAUAAGAGGGAUGAGAUGUGAACCAGGGAGACAUUCAGAAACUAUUGGACCAAGUCAGGGAAGCCAAGAUGGGGCUGAAAGUAAUGAGAUGGCUGGCCAAAUGGAAACUUUUAAAAGGAUAUUGAGGUAAAAGCAGCAAGGUUUGGCAACUGAUUGGAUGUGUGGGAUGAAAUUUGAGGUUUGCGAAAUGGUGCCUUGGGCAUUAGGUUGCCAUUUUACAGAUGAGACAGGCUCAGAGAGGUUACGUAAUCCCCUCACUGAUCAUAUUUUUCAAGUGCUGGAGCUGGGAUCUGCCCAAUGCCAGCCCUCCUGUCCCCUAUAAGGAGGUGUUUGUUUUUUAUAGUACUACAGGUUAAGUGCAUCUCCCUGAAAUUGUAGGGGGAGUAUUGAGGUGCUUAAAUCAAAGGUAAGGAGGGUCUUAAUGAAGCCUGGAGUGUGUCCUUAGUAAUUAUGGGUGAAAGGAUUGCUCUCUGUGCUCAGGGGAGAAGCAGGACAAUUCAUAAGAUUCUUAAGCUUUGUCCAUGGGAUUAAUGCCAAAUAGAUAUCUUGACCUGUCGGCACA
Molecule: messenger RNA, 4205 nt
Organism: Sarcophilus harrisii (Tasmanian devil)
Lineage: Eukaryota; Metazoa; Chordata; Mammalia; Dasyuromorphia; Dasyuridae
Gene: SAR1A
Product: secretion associated Ras related GTPase 1A
Exons: 7
Coding region: 156-752 (198 amino acids)
Biological process (GO): intracellular protein transport; vesicle organization; endoplasmic reticulum to Golgi vesicle-mediated transport
Cellular component (GO): endoplasmic reticulum exit site; COPII vesicle coat
Molecular function (GO): GTP binding; GTPase activity
Source: RefSeq, a predicted model, not a curated record